GUUCAGAUGAAUGAUGACACCGGUUUGGCUAUGUAUAAUGAUGCGGUUGUCAUGGGUGUCAAUCAGAUUGGAUAAACGCCCGACAAGAAAGUAAUCUUCGAUCAGCAUGCAGUCCGCCAAAGUUUUGAGUUUAUCGCUCGCCUGUGUGGCACUAUACUUGACUGCUGUAAAUGGGGAAUGUGGAACUGUGGGAAAUGCAAAGAUAACCACAUGCGUGCAAAGUUUUAAAUUGACCAACAAGGCGCUCAUCGAUGCAGGCAAUGCAACAUGUACAGCCUUCAAGGACAGCUGCACAUCCUACAAAGUCAUGACGGUCUGUGUCAAUCUUCUCGGAUUCCCUGGAGGCUGUGAAACAAAGUACGACGAUAAACUCAAGACUGAAGGCAUUGUGUGCACCAACGCCGAACUAAAGGCAAUGUGUGGAGGUGCCACUUCUUUGAUGACCAGAGUCACCCUCCUCAUCACAUUCCUUGUCACCAUCUUUAACGUGUAGUUUUAUUUGUAACAGAGAUGCACGCUUAUGAGGACAACACAGCCUAGACAUUGCACAGGACCUCUCACCAGGAACACGAUCUAGGACACAUGACAUACAGACAGCUGUGGUACAGGACACAGACACAGAGAGGAGGCCAUGGCACAAGACAAGCUUAUGAGGACAACACAGCCUAGACAUUGCACAGGAUCUCUCACCAGGAACACGAUGUAGGACACAUGACAUACAGACAGCCAUGGUACAGGACACAGACACAGAGAGGAGGCCAUGGCACAAGACACGGUCAUACAGAAAGGUGUUGGAUACAGCGGGCAGGGUACAGGACAGAGGACGUGUAGAGGAAACAUGGUGUAGGACAGAGGACAUACAGGGAAAACAUGGUGUAGGACAGAGGACAUACAGGGAAAACAUGGUGUAGGACAGAGGACAUACAGGGAAAACAUGGUGUAGGACAGAGGACAUACAGAGAAAACAUGGUGUAGGACAGAGGACAUACAGAGAGACAUGGUGUAGGACAGAGAACAUACAGAGGAAACGUGGUGUAGGACAGAGGACAUACAGAGGAAACAUGGUGUAGGACAGAGGACAUACCGAGGAAACAAGGUGUAAAACAGAGGACAUACAGAGGACACAUGGUGUAGGACAGAGGACAUACAAAGAGACAUGGUGUAGGACAGAGAACAUACAGAGGAAACAUGGUUUUGGAAAGAGGACAUACAGAAGAAGGCAGGCUAGAGGACACAGGACAUACAGAAACGCGGGCACGGCAUAUGUUAUAUAGAAAGGGGCUGUGUACAGGCCAUACAGAUGACGUCAGGGUACAAUACACAGGACAUACAGAAGCGGGCACGUUACAUGACAUACAAAAGUUUGCAGGGUACAGGACACAGGACGUACAGAGUGGGGAACAGGACACAUGGGACACUAGACUCUGCAUACCAAAUCUUUUUCAGCUGUUUAUACUCGUAUAUGAAUAUUUCUGGUUUCGAAAGAAAUCGGGUUGUUUUACCUCCGUAUCUUUUCUUUUGUCCUCAAAGUGUAAAUGUACAAAACUAUCAGGCUGUUCUCAACACGCACAUGCUGGUAUCUCACGGUCAUGAGUUGUGUCGUGCAGAGGUUUCCGUAGCCAUUGACGCAUGACCAACCAAAUCGACCAUCACAAUGUCACGUGGUAAUACAUAAGUGUUUAAUAAUACCGUAUUCGACGUAAUAAGCGACCAGGACGCUCUCAAAAUUAGAAAUAUAGGGUUCUUAUUAGAAUAUUAUUUUGGUGGGGAAAAAACAGAGUUGAAAGAUAAAUGUCCUAGUUUAUGCUGACAGCCUGAAAUGUUUACGGCAGAUAUAUAUUUCCAGAAUUAAAUUGCCCAUAAUUAAGGUGCAUAUAACACACGAGUGCGUAUUAUACGCGGGGCGCUUAUUACGUCGAAUACGGUAUAUCAAUAAACUUUCAUCGUGGUACAUUCAAAAACGUAAAUACUGAACACAAGAUUGCCUUUUGUAUUCACGUGGCACCCCACCAGACCAAUAUACAACGAACUGGAUAAAUCGAGUAAUGAAAAGCUUUGAUUUAAAUUUGUCAAUGUACAAACUGGUUAUGUUUGAUAUCGAAAAUAAAUUUAUGUUUCGACGUUUGGUGUGUGUGUAAGAGAAAUAAAACCGAUAACUCUUCAUCAAGAAGGUUUUCUUGUGAC
This is a messenger RNA of Haliotis rufescens (red abalone), 2184 nucleotides long. RefSeq lists its product as uncharacterized. The transcript is spliced from 6 exons. NCBI's taxonomy places the organism in Eukaryota, Metazoa, Mollusca, Gastropoda, Lepetellida, Haliotidae. The coding region runs from base 107 to 493 and encodes 128 amino acids. The record is from RefSeq and is a predicted model, not a curated record.